This is a messenger RNA of Anas platyrhynchos (mallard), 2136 nucleotides long. RefSeq names its product suppressor of IKBKE 1 (gene SIKE1). NCBI's taxonomy places the organism in Eukaryota, Metazoa, Chordata, Aves, Anseriformes, Anatidae. The record is from RefSeq and is a predicted model, not a curated record.
GGCGGGCCCGGAAGCGGCGGCGGCGGGGCCCGCGGGCGGCGCGCGGCGGCCGGGCUCGCGCGUGGCCGCUGCCGGCGGCGGGCAUGGGGCCGCAGCCGCGGGGCUGAGGGGAGGAGCGCGGCUGGCGGCGGCGCGCGCCAUGAGCUGCAGCAUCGAGAAGAUCCUGACGGACGCCAGGACGCUGCUGGAGCGGCUGAAGGAGCACGACACCGCGGCCGAGUCGCUGAUCGAGCAGUCGGCCGUGCUGCACCAGCGCGUGGCCGCCAUGAGGGAGGCGGGCGCGGCGCCGGCCGAGAAGGUGAGCGCGGCCGGCGGGACGGCGGGGCCCGCGGCGGCUCGGCCGGGCCGGGGCGCUCCGGCAGAGCGGGCGGACGCGGCCCGGCUGCGGCCACACGCGCUCCUGUCCCAGGAGAACACGCAGAUCCGCGACCUGCGCCGGGAGAACCGCGCGCUGUGGAUCUCGCUGGAGGAGCACCAGGACGCGUUAGAGCUCAUCAUGAGCAAGUACAGAAAGCAGAUGUUACAGAUAAUGCAAGGCAGAAAAGGCGAAGACGCAGAACCGGUCUUGAAAGUUCAUCAGGCGAAUUCUGUGGAAAUUGAAAGUCAGAUAGAUAGAAUAUGUGAGAUGGGAGAAGUGAUGAGAAAAGCUAUACAAGUCGAUGAUGAUCAGUUCUUUAAAGUUCGGGAGAAGCUGGCUCAGCUGGAGCUUGAAAACAAAGAGCUGCGUGAACUAUUGUCAAUCAGCAAAGAGUCUUUUGAGGUGGGGAGAGAAGAUCUGCCUGACAGUGAAGCUUAGGUUACAAAAUAAUGUUACCUCCAAAUCUUGACUUCAGAGACUACUAUGAAACCACCAACAAGGAAGGAUGGUUUGUAAUUUGUUCUUUCAGGUGUUUCCUUUUGUGAUUGUUUUAUCUUUCAAAGUGUGUGGCCUGCUUUCCCUGCAUUUGUCUCAAAUUGCAUACUCUUGAUGGCAGAAGCUUGCACUGCUGCUCUGUCUUAUUAAUUGCAACAAUGAAGUAUUCAUGGUGUGUACUCCCUUGUGAUAGUUUAUUUCUUCUCAUGAGUGUUAUUUUUGAUGAGCUUUAGUUAAUAAUUCCAACAGUGCAGAUAGAACAUAAAUCUACUUUGUCAGUAGCUAGAGAACAUAACGCAGAUUAUGGUGGUUUUAUUUGAUAGAAGGAAUAAGAAAUUCUUUGCAAACUACAUUGUAAAUAGUAGGUAUGCAUUUUGCUUUGCCUGCACAAAGCAGGCACACAGCUUUUGCUUUGCUUUGAAGAGCUAGCACUCAGUAUUUGGCCGGAUUAACAUUCUUGAACAACUGCUUAGAGGUAGAUUGAGAGAAUAACAGAUAGUCAAUUGAGCACUUUAAUUAGUAACUCACAUAAGGAGUAUACUUUGCCUUGAUUUAGAGGGGAAGACUGGAGUUAAUGACCCUUCCUCACACCUCUGCAUUUUUGAAGGAUGUUGCAUGUGACACUUUUUUGUGGGUAGACCUGUUCUGUCCUUAGCUGUGCUCCAAGGUAUGUGAAUACUGGCUAGCUCUGAUCCAAAGGCAGUGCAGUCGAGCCGGUCUAGUACACACAGCAGAACACAUCAUUUUCACAUCAAAGCUGUUUGGCCUUACACCACUUUGGACCUCAGGAAGAGCGAACUGUGGCCUGCCUCAAAUAGAAUAAACCAAAAGCAACCACACAGACAGAUUUUAAUGUUAUAUCGCAGGUAAGUCUAGUGACAGAUGUGUUAUGUAUUUAUUGCAAAAAUGCUACACUGGGUGAAAUUAGAGUUGCAAUGUUGCAGGACUUUUUCAAUAUUGUGAUAUUUUUAAAGGCAUUUUAAUAUAAAUAUUUUUGUUCUAUUGGUGAUCAAAAGAAUCCUUCAAGAACAGUAAACAUCUUAUUUCCAAUAUUAAAGUUUUAUGCCUUUUUUUUUUCCCAAAUGAAAAUUUCGAUAGAUGCAGAAGGUGAAUUUUAUUUUUUUUUUAAUAAGAGGCAUUUCCUUGCAGUCCUUUGAAAUAUCCAGAAAAAUUGUUCAGAAGAUACAAGGGAUUCUUGUACAGGAGUGUUCUUGUGUACAGUUCUUUGUUAUUAGAAAUUAUUUAAGAGGGAAUAAAAGUAACUGUGGGCAGUGUUUUCUGAA